Periophthalmus magnuspinnatus is the source of this 852-nucleotide messenger RNA. It is a transcript of the gene tnfaip6, whose product is annotated as tumor necrosis factor, alpha-induced protein 6. The coding region runs from base 7 to 807 and encodes 266 amino acids. Gene Ontology annotation, molecular function: hyaluronic acid binding. NCBI's taxonomy places the organism in Eukaryota, Metazoa, Chordata, Actinopteri, Gobiiformes, Gobiidae. The transcript is spliced from 6 exons. Gene Ontology annotation, biological process: cell adhesion; negative regulation of inflammatory response. The record is from RefSeq and is a predicted model, not a curated record.
GACGUCAUGAGGGUCUGGACUCUGCUGUGGACGCUGCUGUGGACUCUGGGGCUGCUGCUGAAGGAGGUCCAGACCUGGAGCUACCAAAACGGCAUAUUCCACAACUCCAUCUGGUUAGAGCAGGCAGCUGGAGUCUACCAUCGAGAGUCACGCAAAGGGAGGUACCAGCUGACGUAUAAAGAAGCCAUCGCCGUGUGCAAAUACGAGGGGGGCGCACUGGCCACUUACGACCAGCUGGAGGCAGCGCGACAGAUAGGUUUCCAUGUGUGCUCAGCUGGAUGGUUCGAUAAAGGCAGAGUCGGAUAUCCCAUAGUCAAGGCCGGAGCAAACUGUGGAUUUGGGAAAAUCGGCAUCAUCGACUACGGAUACAGGCUGAACAAGAGCGAGAGAUGGGACGUGUACUGCUACAACCCCGACGCCAAAGAGUGCGGAGGCGUCCUGACCGAGCCGGAGAGGGUGAUCCAGUCCCCCGGUUUCCCCGAGGAGUACCAGGAUGAGCAGAUCUGUUACUGGCACAUUCGGGUCAAACUGGGGCAGAGGAUUCACGUUCGCUUCCUCGAGUUUGACGUGGAGGACGACACAGACUGCCUGGCCGACUAUCUCGAGAUCUACGACAGCUAUGACGACGUGACUGGAUUUGUUGGCAGAUUCUGUGGGGAUUAUCUGCCAUAUGAUAUUUUAAGCACAGGAAACGUGAUGACACUGAAGUUUCUGUCCGAUGCUUCAGUCACUGGAGGAGGCUUCCAGCUGCUGUACAAAGCUGUCAAUGCAUCAAUGGUUUCACACAACAAGGAUUAUUUUAACUGAUACUGUUUGAAUAUGCAGCUUACUGUACUGUUUUAUCUGUUUAAA